This is a messenger RNA of Aegilops tauschii subsp. strangulata, 2831 nucleotides long. The record is from RefSeq and is a predicted model, not a curated record. NCBI's taxonomy places the organism in Eukaryota, Viridiplantae, Streptophyta, Magnoliopsida, Poales, Poaceae.
UCCAUCCCAGAUCCCGAUCUCACUGCUCCAUUCCCCGGCGGCCAUGGAGGGAGACCGCGAGUGACGAAUGGUGGGCUAUCGCUAAAAUCGUCUGUCGUCUCUCUAGCCGCCGGCCAUGGAGGAUGAGGCACUUACACUUACACUCUGGUGGCCCGACCAGCCAGAAUCCCAUGGAAUUACCGUCUGCGAUGAGAUCGCUAGUGAUUUCAUCAGCAAGCUCCCCGAUGCCAUCCUCGUAACCAUCAUCUCCCUCCUCCCCACCAAGGAUGGUGGACGCAUGUCGGCCCUCUCCCCCCGAUGGUGCCACCUCUGGCGCUCCACACCCCUCAAUCUCGAGGUCCGCACCCCACCCUGCGGUUACCCCGUCUCCACCUCCGCCAUCACCCCCACCGCCGUCUCCAAGAUAACUUCCCAACACCUUGUCCCCAUCCGCCGAUUCUCCUUCCAGUGCUUCCUGGAGGGCGACUUAUACACCCAGUUGGAGAGUUGGUUCCACUCCCAAGCCCUCGCCAACCUCCAAUAGCUCGAUAUCAACUACCAGUGCCCCCAUCAAUGUUCUGAGCCAAGAAACCCGCUGCCACCAUCCGUGUUCCGCUCUGCAUCCACCCUCCUCGUUGCCAAGUUCAGCUACUGUGAUUUCCCUGAUGAGAUCUUGCUGUCCAUGAACUUUCCCCUCCUCAAGCAACUCUCCUUGGUGGACGUUACCAUCUCAUGGGAGUUUUUCCAUAGACUGCUCUCUGGAUGCCAUGCCUUGGAGAGUUUUUACAUGUCCGAAGUUCGUGGCAAGGGAUGCCUUCGUGUUAGCUCACGGACUCUUAGAAGCAUUGGUGUCCGCAAUGCCUUUAAAGAAAAAUUAGAGCUGGUGAUUGAGGAUGCCCCUUGCCUUGUAAGGGUACUAUUACCUUUUAGUUGCUACGAUGAUGAUUGUGUUACUUUGCGGGUAAUUUGGGCGCCUAAACUAGAGAUAUUGGGCCCUUUGUUACCUGUAGCCUCCAAGCUCAUCGCCCAGGGAAUAAGCCCAGUUAUGUCAGCAAACUGGAUGCGCACCGUGAAGGUUUUUUGCCUCAGGUCUUCUGGCCUUGAAUUGAACGCAGUUCUUAACAUCCUUAGGUGGUUUCCUCAUCUAGAAAAGCUCUACAUCAUUUUUAAAAAACACAAUGAGAAGGAUAAGAAAAAUGACCCUCAAUAUGACCCUUUACAUCCAAUCGAAUGUCUUCAGACCCAUCUCAAAAAAGUGGUGUUUAAGUCAUUCGUAGGCUAUGAGAAACAGGUUAACUUUGCGAGGUUCUUUGUUUUGCAUGCAAAAGUGCUCAAAAAGGUUGAAUUUGAAGUAUAUGGCGAGUGCAACACUAUAUCAGUGGCUUAUCAUCACACGCUGCUAAAAGUGGAAAACAGAGCUUCUCGAGAUGCUCAGUUUGAAUUCAGGAGUAAACAUCGUCGUACUGUGUAUGAUGCACAUAUCCAUGAUUUGUCCGUGGCCGACCCCUUCGGACAGCCAUAGACAGGGUUGAUGCCUGAAGGUUGCCCAGUCUUAGUGUCUUGUGUUCAUUUGAAGACAAAGUUGAUGCCUAAAGAUUACAUCGUCUAGACGAGUCUGCUCAAUUCUAGUCUAAAGUUCCUCUGUCAUUCCAGUACCUAUGAAGUUACCCCUGUUAAAACUGCAAAUAAUAGUGCACUGCAGAGAGGUUAAAAUGGUCUGUAACCGGUAGGGAGCGGUAACCCCUAUUACCUUGUGAAUUUGUGGCUUUGUUCUGCUUAUGGUGGUCUAGAAACACAUGCAUGUAUUGGAAACUUAAUUGUCUUUUCAGUUAUAUACAGAAAUAUCUGAAGUUUAUUUGCUGGUUUGAUUUUUCGCAUAUGUGUGACAUUGUUCGAUGCUUAGGAAAGGCCAACCUGUAGGUUCGGCCCCUAUGCUUUCCUAGCUAGGAAGGAAACGUGUCUGUAAAUUUCUAGGUGCAUAUUGAAGUUUGGCUAAUGAUCCUGAACAGCUAGCCUGGGGAAGUUUGGCUAAUGUCUCUCGGGUGCUGCUGGAACAUGCUGUGGUUGCCUACUAGUUGAUCUGUCAGUAAAGGUUGAAUUUAGUGAAAUGAAAUUGGCUGCAUCCUUGUACAAAUUUGCAACUAAUUUUACUAAUGGUGUCGUAUUAGGAUAAUUAUGGACUUGGAAAUAGUGUUGGCUUUUCGGCAGGAUCCAGGUGUAUACUGCCUCAUAACCUGUUUUCAACAUUACUACCACUAAGUGGUAAUUCUGAAAUAUCUUUGUUGCUUUCAAAACCUUUUGUUUUUUCAACAUUUACUUGUUGGACUUUUGUCACUGUAUAUGGGGUACCCACACUUACAUAAGAGAGGCUUGAGAUACUGAACAUAUGUGGACAGUUUCGGCGGAAUUGGUCGCAUUUCGUUACCGGCCAUACAUAUCUCUUUUCCAUGGACAUGAAAGAAUCAGCAAGAAACAUGUUGUUGGCUUGCUGUGUGCAUAGCAGUUUUUGUAGCUUCUUCUGCAUCUGUGGUAUGAGUGCCUAGUGCCUACACAACAAGGAAGGACCUACAGCAAGCAAGUCAUUUCUGCAUCUCAGCUAGAUACCUGCAGAGCAACCAAUCUCAUCAGUCAAACCAAUUUUUGUAAUAAUCAUUCAUUGAAAAGCCAUAUUCAAGUAUCACUGUAUAAAUUUUGCCAAAAGCUCAAAAGCUGAACCGUCUCAACAUUAUUGGACAAAGAUCGACAUUAUAAACAGAGAACAUCAAUAAGACGACAGUCAGUUCGCAGUGGCACACCUUUGACGAUAAAGGGUUUCCCCUCGCUUUAUAUAUAAAGCAAAUGACCGAUACAUC